This is a messenger RNA of Limanda limanda (common dab), 4003 nucleotides long. RefSeq names its product phosphodiesterase 4B, cAMP-specific a (gene pde4ba). The coding region runs from base 526 to 2652 and encodes 708 amino acids. Gene Ontology annotation, biological process: signal transduction. Gene Ontology annotation, molecular function: transmembrane transporter binding; 3',5'-cyclic-AMP phosphodiesterase activity. The transcript is spliced from 14 exons. Lineage: Eukaryota; Metazoa; Chordata; Actinopteri; Pleuronectiformes; Pleuronectidae. The record is from RefSeq and is a predicted model, not a curated record. Gene Ontology annotation, cellular component: nucleus; perinuclear region of cytoplasm; cytosol.
AAGAGUUCCUUGAUGUGACGCGUGGACUGCUGCUAGUUGUUGUUGUUGUGUGUGAGUGUGCGUCUGUGUGUGUGUGUGUGAGAGAUUUGAGAUCUCAGGUGUUUCCUGCCAGCUGCUUGUGAGGUUUAUUGCUCAUGUAGAUGUACGACUGAUGCCUGAAUGAGUGAUGAGUUAUUUAUAUGAGGUGAAUGUGUGUGUGAUGGUGUGUUUGCUUCUCAUUUCAAGGGGCUACUCUGUGUGUGAGUGUGUGUGAGAGUGUGUGUGAGUGUGUGUGAGUGAGUUGCAUGACACAGUGGGGUUAUCACUCAUGGUGCUGACUCGUGUGUGUGAUGGGUGUGUGUGUCACUCACAUGUUCGGCUGUUUGGUGUGAGCGAGUGAGAUACGGCACUUUUCAAACUAUCGCUCGGGUUGUGUUCUAGUUGACGUGUGUGUGUUUGUGUGUGUCUGUGUAGUUUGUUUGUGGCAACACAUGUAGUGGUGUGUGCCGGGUAGCGUGUGCAUGAGUGCAUGUCUGUGUCGGGGAGAUGUUCCGGCGUUCACCUUGUGCCAGAGGAAGGGUUCAUUUUGACUUCAGCGAGGAAGUGGUCAGGAAGCUCCAUGCCGCCAACCACGCACACAGUUUCGAUGUGGAGAAUGGCCCGUCUGUCGGCUGCAGCCCCCUGGACCCCCAGGCCUCCCCCGGCUCGGGCCUGGUCCUCCACACCAACUUCCCCGGUCACAACCAGCGGCGAGAGUCCUUCCUCUACCGCUCCGACAGCGACUAUGACCUGUCGCCCAAGUCCAUGUCCCGAAACUCCUCCAUCGCCUCUGAACUACAUGGUGACGACCUGAUCGUUACACCUUUUGCUCAGGUUCUGGCAAGCCUUCGAAGUGUUAGGAAUAACUUCACUGUGUUGACCAACGUCCAGUGUGCCUCCAGCAAAAGAUCUCCGGCAGCAUCUCAGCCUCCGAUCACCAGAGUUUGUCUCCCAGAUGAGGCGUACCAGAAGCUGGCCACGGAGACGAUGGAGGAGCUGGACUGGUGUCUGGACCAGCUGGAGACCAUCCAGACCUACCGCUCCGUCAGCGACAUGGCCUCUAACAAGUUCAAGAGAAUGUUGAAUCGGGAGUUGACGCACCUAUCUGAGAUGAGUCGGUCUGGGAACCAGGUGUCCGAAUUCAUCUCCAACACCUUCCUAGAGAAACAGAAUGAGAUGGAGAUCCCGUCGCCGACGUCCAAGACCCGAGAGAAGAAGAAGCAGCAGCAGCAGAAGCAGCAGCUGAUGACCCAGAUCAGCGGGGUCAAGAAGGUCGCCCACGGGCCCUCGCUCGCCACCAGCAGCAUCUCACGCUUCGGCGUCAAGACGGACAAAGAGGAGCUGCUGGCCAAGGAGCUGGAGGAUCUGAACAAGUGGGGCCUGAACAUCUUCACCGUGUCGGAGUUCUCCAACAACCGACCUCUGACCUGCAUCAUGUACGCCAUCUUCCAGGAGCGAGACAUGUUAAAAACCUUCAAGAUCCCGGUGGACACGUUCGUGGCCUACAUGAUGACGUUGGAGGACCACUACCAUUCAGACGUGGCGUACCACAACAGCCUCCACGCUGCUGACGUGGCCCAGUCCACCCACAUCCUCCUGUCCACUCCAGCCCUGGACGCGGUCUUCACAGAUCUGGAGAUCCUAGCAGCCAUCUUCGGUGCAGCUAUCCACGAUGUUGACCAUCCUGGAGUUUCAAACCAAUUCCUUAUCAACACCAACUCCGAGCUGGCGUUGAUGUACAACGACGAGUCUGUGCUGGAGAACCAUCACCUGGCCGUGGGAUUCAAGCUGCUGCAGGAGGACAACUGUGACAUCUUCCAGAACAUCCCCAAGAAGCAGAGGCAGUCUCUACGCAAGAUGGUCAUCGACAUGGUCUUGGCCACUGACAUGUCCAAACACAUGAGUCUGCUGGCUGAUCUGAAGACGAUGGUGGAAACCAAGAAGGUGACGAGCUCUGGAGUGCUGCUGCUGGACAACUACACCGACAGGAUACAGGUGCUACGUAACAUGGUGCACUGUGCUGACCUGAGCAACCCCACCAAGUCCCUGGAGCUGUAUCGUCAGUGGACCGAUCGGAUAAUGGAUGAGUUCUUCCACCAGGGAGACAGAGAGAGGGAGAGGGGGAUGGAGAUCAGCCCCAUGUGUGAUAAACAUACAGCCUCGGUGGAAAAGAGCCAGGUUGGUUUCAUCGACUACAUCGUGCACCCUCUGUGGGAGACCUGGGCCGAUCUGGUCCACCCGGACGCCCAGGACAUUCUGGACACUCUGGAGGACAACAGGAACUGGUACCAGAGCAUGAUCCCCCAGAGCCCCUCCCCUCCCUUCUACGACCAGGGCUCGCACGGACACAGCGGCGGCGGCACCGGAGGCCAGGGGGGCGGGGAGAAGUUCCAGUUUGAGCUGACCUUGGAGGAGGAGGACUUGGAUGGAAUAGAGAAAAACGGCGAAGGGGAGGAGGAGGAGGAGGAGGAGGAAGGCGAAGAAGAAGAAGAAGACUUAGAAGAGGAGGAGGACAGUGUGGGAUCUCCUCCCCUGGACUACUUGGACAGUCAGGAGCACGAGGGGGGCCGGAUGAUCGAACCCACGUCAGCAAUAGAAAUCGUGACGCAUGAAGCGUCGCCCACAGAUACAUAGGGUUUCCAGCGUCAUCCUCACGUGGUGAUUUGAAAGUUUUUUGGAGGAAAAGAGGGGAAAUCCUCUUGCAGCUGUGCUUUUUAACAAGCCCACAGAGGCAGGGGCUUGGUUGUGGCCCGCACACGGGCGUCUUGCACUUGGGUGUUUGAAGCCAGACGUGGACGGACAGUUUCAGUGAAGCGGCUUCAGAGUUCUCAGGAAAUAAUUGCUGCGAACAUUUAGUCCCGGUGGACAGACGAGACUCGGGGGUUGGAACUUGAAGGAUUUCGGCCAGUUUGGGAAAUGGUAACUUUAAUUUUCUGGACUGGCGUUAUGAAAAUGGACAAUGACACUACUGAGAGAAGUUUUGUACCUUAAGACUUUUUUACAGAUAUGAUCUAGAAGUAGCAUAGAGUCAAGAUCGACAGAUGGAGACACGUUUGUAUAGCAAGAGAAAGUGUUUACUUUUUUCCUGUACCAUUUGUCAAAGGACUUUUGUGUGCCUUUUUUACUAUUGUCUUUAUAAUAGUUUUUUAUUUAUUGAACACUCUAGUAUGUCUGUGAAAUAUUUUUUUUCUUUUCUUAUCUGAAAGAGCAAAAUCUUUUUUGUAUGUUUAAAAAAAGAGAACAGUCUUCCAUGUAUUGGGCAAUAGAGAAAUCCAAACAAACGUCGACAAACAACUCUCGGACAAACUCAUCUAAAUAGGGAAACAUGAACAUUCACAUAUUCAACGCACAUUUUUUAUCAAUUUCUGGUUUCUGAACUGAGCACAACGUGUUCUUUUAGUUCGUUACAUUCACUCGUGGUUCAUGUUACAGUCGGUGAAUGUCACAGUCACACUGAAAUACAUUAGGGUCUAUUUUCACGCUUCACACAUCUUUCCUUCUGUCUUUGUAUCUGUCUGCAAACCAUUUGUACUUCCUAUAUUUUCUACUCAGAUACACUCGCUCAAUCAGGAUAUGAAAACAUUUGCUUAAAAUCAUAGAAUAAGAUAUUCCUGCAUAAUUCUCAUUAAUGGAUAUUUUAUUCAUACGAUUUUUAGCUUUUGUGUUGUUGUCGACGUGAGCAUGAAUAGAAACAAACAACAACCUGCUUAGAUGCAGGGUAAAAAUCCAAAAUGAAGUCUGCCAAGGACAAAAUGCACAACAGCGGUGGAUCUAUUUUUAGCCCACAGGUAUGCUGCAGUCUUAAUAAUCCUGUUAGUGGGAAUGGGUCCUGACCCCCAGACCCAUGUGAUGUAACCCCCCCCCCCUGUGGUCCAGCCCAGAUCAGAUGAUGGAAGGUGCUCUUACAGUCGCCUGUCUGAAAGCCACUCUCACGCCCUAAUCAACACCGUGAUAUACAACCCCCCCCCCCCCGGGGCUCCAUUGA